Messenger RNA from Cryptococcus wingfieldii CBS 7118, 444 nucleotides. RefSeq lists its product as hypothetical. The record is from RefSeq and is a predicted model, not a curated record. NCBI's taxonomy places the organism in Eukaryota, Fungi, Basidiomycota, Tremellomycetes, Tremellales, Cryptococcaceae. The coding region runs from base 1 to 444 and encodes 147 amino acids. The transcript has a single exon.
AUGAUCAAAGAUUUGAUCCCUAAUUUGGGGGCGGGUGGAGACCGAAUCAUCCUGGCAGUCAUCGCCCCGGGCACCAUCAUCACCAUCAUCACUGUCAUCGGAUACCUGGGCGGAUCUGAGGCUGGGAUCGAACAGGCGGCUGUAUACCUUCUUGACAUUGAACCCUUUCAGAUCUUCCAGAUUGAAAGAAGGUUGCAUCAAAAGGUCCACCCGGCGCUGAAGCUUUUUCUCUGGGACAGGAUUGCCUCCGCUUCUAGCCCAGCGUACAAGGUUGAGUAUGUUGGAAUUGUCCGCUUGGGAAUGGCUGUCAAAAUGAGUCAGCGAGAUAAAGGCAGGCUUGUACCAGAAACCUACUCAUUCUUGACGUCACCCUUAUUUGACGGCACAUCAAUGGAGCCGUUACACGAAUAUGGGUCCCAUUUUCGAAGGUAUCUGCCUCACUGA